Molecule: messenger RNA, 1012 nt
Organism: Micropterus dolomieu (smallmouth bass)
Lineage: Eukaryota; Metazoa; Chordata; Actinopteri; Centrarchiformes; Centrarchidae
Gene: rbm8a
Product: RNA binding motif protein 8A
Exons: 6
Coding region: 67-594 (175 amino acids)
Biological process (GO): RNA splicing
Cellular component (GO): nucleus; exon-exon junction complex; cytoplasm
Molecular function (GO): mRNA binding
Source: RefSeq, a predicted model, not a curated record
CCCUUUGGCUCUUUAUGCGUACGCACGUUGCGUUGGUCGGAACAGCAGCAAACACACACAGACAUCAUGGCGGACGUACUGGACCUUCAUGAAGCGGGAGGCGAGGACUUUCCUAUGGAUGAGGAUGGUGAUGAAAGCAUCCAUAAGUUGAAGGAGAAAGCCAAGAAGAGGAAAGGACGCGGCUUUGGCUCAGAGGAAGGAGCCAGGUCCAGAAUCAAAGAGGACUAUGAUACUGUGGAACAGGACGGCGAUGAGCCAGGUCCUCAGAGAUCGGUGGAGGGCUGGAUCCUGUUUGUGACAGGUGUACAUGAAGAGGCCACAGAGGAAGACAUCCAUGACAAGUUUUCUGAGUUUGGAGAAAUCAAGAACCUGCAUCUUAACCUUGACCGCAGAACAGGCUACCUCAAGGGAUAUGCACUGGUGGAGUAUGAGACAUACAAAGAGGCCCAGGCAGCCAUGGAAGGGCUCAACGGUCAGGACAUGAUGGGCCAGCCUAUCAGUGUUGACUGGGGGUUUGUCAGAGGGCCCCCCAAGAACAAGAGGAGGACUGGUGGACGGAGACGCAGCAGAAGUCCGGACAGGAGGCGGCGUUGAGUUUGGCAGUAGUCAUUGGCCAGAAGAGUUGUCUGUCACUUUGACAGGCAGUUUAUAAUCCUCUCCAUAAGAACCUAAUUUCAGAGUUUUUGUACAAUAUUUUGGUGUAACAGUUGUUUAUGGCAUUUAGUUGCGUAACUUCAAAAUUGAGAUAUGGAAAACAAAAUCAUAAAUUGGCCUAACAGCAGCAUUUUCUCUUUCUUGUGAAUUGCUUAUUAAGCUGCUGUACAAUGCAACAGAAGAAUAUCAGUUCAGCUGUGUCAGUAAAACUAGAUUUUUACUUUCAACACCAACUUGUAGUACAUGUAUAUUCCCUCAAAAAUGGUAUUCAGUUUGCUCAAUGUUCUGUGCAUUUUUAUUGUGCUGCAGUGUUUUUGUUUUAUAUAACUUGGGGAAAAUUAAACUUUUUAAAAGGUAA